GGGACUUCGCCUCAGGCGGCGCCGCGACCCGCCGCUUCUUCCCGCCCGGCUGAGGGAGGCCUUGUGGGGCGGGCGCGCCCGUUGCCCCUCCGUGGCUGGCUGGGAAGGCAAAGAGCUUCUCCCCCGGCAGCGGCGGGGCGGGGCGGUUAGUCAGUUAUCCUUCCCCCGUUAGACUCGGGCCCCCGUUAAUUUCCCCACCCAGGCCUUCGGAGGCGGCAUCGCAUCCUGGGGGAGGGAGGGAGUGUGAUUGUGAUUGUGUGGGUGUCUUUAGAAUCCUGCCUAAGAUUUUGGGAGGUUGUGUGUGUGUGUGUGUGUGUGUGUGUAACGUUUCAAAGUAAAGUAAGUGUAAUUAAAUCCGCCCUUAGAAUCCAACGUGUGUCUCUAAUUGUGAUUGUGUGCAACUUUGUAAGUAAAGUACGCUUGUAGUGAGGUCUCGCCAUCCUCCUUAGAACCUCUCCUGAGAUUUUGGGAGGGUGUGACUGUGUGUAAGUAAGUGUAAUUAAGGGUCUCCAUCUUUAGAAUCCAACCUGAGAUUUUGGGAGGCCGUGAGUGUAAGUGUGUGUAUAACUGUUUAAGUAAAGUAAGUGUAGUUGGGGCUUUCCCUCCUCGAUAGAAUCUUGCCUGAGAUUUCGGGAGGGUGUGACUGUGUGCAAGUGUAAUUAGGUCUCUCUGUCCUUAGAAUCCUACCUGAGAUUUAGGGAGGCUGUGUGUGUCCAAUUGUGGUUGUAUGUAAGUAAAAUAAGUGUAACUAGGUCUCCCCAUCAUUCUUAGAAUCUUGCCUGAGAUUUUAGGAGGGUUUGUGUGAUAGUGUGUAAGUAACUACAUCUUGCCAUCCUUCUUAGUACCCCACCUGAGAUUUUAGAUCGGUGUGUGAGUGUGUGUAAGACUAAGUGUAAUUAGGUCUUUCCUUCCUUAGAACACUACCGGAGAUUUUGAAGGCAUCUCUUUUUUUCUAAUUGAGGAUAAAGUGAUACAUUUUCCAAGAAGGGGAAGAGUCACCAUUUCCUCCCUCCCUCUAAAAAAAAAGUUAGAGUACAUAAUAUGUUCCCAUAUAUAUGUUAAAAGGGAGGAGGAGUAUUUCUUAUAGUUUGUGGUGGAAUUUCUCCACAUGUACCCUUGCUUUCUCAGCACAGAAUUCUUUCUGCUGGGUCUUUUUGGCAAGGUGACCUUGAAUGCAUCCAUUAACACCUGUUAACCUCCUUCACUGUCCAAAAAGUACCUGUUCAGUGGCAGAGUGGUGGGAAGACAAUGCACACCUCCACUCUUGUGAGAAUAGCUUUGAGCCUGCAGUCUGACUGAACUCAACAGCCCUAUUUGUGUGCCUCCCACCCGUCAGUUGGGCAGCAUGGAUUUUUCAGAGUGUUUUAAACUCUCCAACCAGUUGUGCAGAUUCUCUCCAGAUGGAAAGUGCCUGGCCUCAGGUGUGCAGUACCGUUUGGUGGUCCGCAGUGCAAACACCCUUCAAAUUCUGCAGCUCUUCACCUGCGUAGAUCAAAUCCAGCACAUUGAGUGGUCUUCAGAUUCUCAGUUUAUAUUAUGCGCAAUGUACAAACGUGGGGUUGUGCAGGUCUGGUCCUUGGAGCAGCCAGACUGGCACUGCAAGAUCGAUGAAGGCUCUGCAGGACUGGUGGCUUCUUGCUGGAGUCCGGACGGCCGUCACAUUCUCAACACCACCGAGUUCCACCUGCGGAUAACUGUCUGGUCCUUGUGUACCAAAUCUGUGUCUUAUAUCAAAUAUCCUAAGGCCUGUCAGCAGGGAAUAGCAUUCACGAAAGAUGGCCGCUACAUGGCCUUGGCAGAGAGGAGAGACUGCAAGGAUUACGUCAGUCUCUUUGUGUGCAGCGACUGGCAGCUUCUAAGGCAUUUUGACACCGAGACACAGGACAUAGCUGGGAUUGAAUGGGCCCCUAAUGGUUGCGUGUUGGCAGUAUGGGACACCUGCCUUGAGUAUAAAAUUUUGCUGUAUUCCCUUGAUGGCCGUCUGCUGUCCACGUACCGUGCCUAUGAAUGGUCACUGGGUAUUAAAUCUGUUGCCUGGAGCCCCAGCAGCCAGUUCUUGGCAAUUGGCAGUUAUGACGAAAAGGUGCGCAUUCUGAACCAUGUGACUUGGAAGAAAAUCACAGAGUUUGAGCACCCUGUAACCGUUACUAGCCCAAAGAUAGUUGUCUAUAAAGAAAUGGAGAAAUCGCCAGCAGUAGAAACGGACAAACUUCCCUUCCCUCCUUCCAGGACAAUGGCAAGCUCUCUUUUCAGUACAAAGAGUAAAUAUGAAAUUGUCCAACUCCCUGCUUCUUUGCAUCACGUCAAACCUGCAGUUGAUCGAGCAAAUCCUAGAAUUGGAGUUGGAAUGUUGGCUUUCAGCUCAGAUAACUGUUUCCUGGCAACCAGAAAUGAUAAUAUUCCUAAUGCUGUCUGGAUCUGGGACAUGCAAAAGAUGAAACUGUUUGUGGUCUUGGAGCAGCUGUGUGCCAUUCAGCUGUUCCAGUGGGAUCCCUGUCGGUCCAGACUUGCCAUGUGCACGGCAAACAGCAGAGUAUACCUGUGGUCUCCAGCAGGAUGUGUGUCCGUACAGGUGCCAGUGGAAGGUGACUUCCAGGUGGUCUCUCUCUGCUGGCACUCCACGGGGGAUUCCGUGGCGCUCACGAGUAAGGAAAACUUCUGCAUCUGCUACUUAGAAAGAGAAGCAGAAGAGGUGAAAUAGCUGCACUGAAGGAAAGCUGAGUGAAAAUGGGAACUUGGCUGAUACAUUCUGCAACGAUUUGGUGGGAGAAAACCCUGAUGGACUUUGCAAUGAACUGCUUAGCGUGGGAAAAUGGUGUAAUUUAAGCCUGUAUAUAGAUGUGGCAACACUAAUCUGUUGCUACGUGACGUGUGUUGUUUAAAUUAAUGUGGCCAGGCAGACUUAAAAAUAGCCACAAAUCAGUAUUCAGCUUUUAGGUUGCUGGUUUUUAAUAGUGUCUUAUUUUUACAGCGUGUAAAUUAUUUAGUUGUCUUGAAACUUCAAUAAACAAUUUGAUUA
Eublepharis macularius is the source of this 3019-nucleotide messenger RNA. RefSeq names its product WD repeat containing, antisense to TP73 (gene WRAP73). Gene Ontology annotation, biological process: microtubule anchoring at mitotic spindle pole body; protein localization to mitotic spindle pole body; mitotic sister chromatid segregation. Gene Ontology annotation, molecular function: protein binding. The transcript is spliced from 12 exons. Gene Ontology annotation, cellular component: MWP complex; mitotic spindle; microtubule organizing center. Lineage: Eukaryota; Metazoa; Chordata; Lepidosauria; Squamata; Eublepharidae. Bases 1346 to 2701 code for a protein of 451 amino acids. The record is from RefSeq and is a predicted model, not a curated record.